Messenger RNA from Cyphellophora europaea CBS 101466, 1641 nucleotides. RefSeq lists its product as uncharacterized. Bases 1 to 1641 code for a protein of 546 amino acids. The record is from RefSeq and is a predicted model, not a curated record. Gene Ontology annotation, molecular function: oxidoreductase activity, acting on paired donors, with incorporation or reduction of molecular oxygen; heme binding; monooxygenase activity. The transcript has 2 exons. Gene Ontology annotation, biological process: ergosterol biosynthetic process. NCBI's taxonomy places the organism in Eukaryota, Fungi, Ascomycota, Eurotiomycetes, Chaetothyriales, Cyphellophoraceae.
AUGGGUCUCUUCAGCGCCCUCCUCGAACCCCUGGAGCGGUUUACCGCGUCCCUCCCCUUCUGGCAGGUUGUCCUGUUGGGAUGCUUCGUCUUCAUCAUACUGUCCAUUCUCGUGAAUAUCAUACGUCAGCUGUUCUUCUACGACAAGCAUGCGCCUCCCGAAGUCUUCCAUGUUGUCCCUGUACUGGGCUCCGCCGUUACCUACGGCAUGGACCCGUUCAAAUUCUUCUUCGACUGCUACGAGAAAUAUGGAGAUGUCUUCACAUUUCAAUUGCUCGGAAGAAAAAUUACCGUCUGCUUGGGUACCAAGGGCAACGAGUUCAUUCUGAACGGCAAGUUGAAGGAUGUCAACGCGGAAGAAGUCUACUCCCCACUCACCACUCCCGUCUUUGGCAGCGAUGUCAUUUACGAUUGUCCAAAUGCAAAGCUUAUGGAGCAGAAGAAGAUGGUCAAAUUUGGCCUAACAACCGAAGCCUUCCGCAGCUAUGUUUCUCUCAUUUCUGCUGAGGUCAACGACUUUGUCGCCCACAACAAGCUCUUCCGUGGCCAAUCUGGCACCAUCGACAUCAGCAAGGCCAUGGCCGAGCUGACCAUCUAUACUGCUUCUCGCGCCCUGCAAGGUCAAGAAGUUCGUGACAAGUUUGACUCCUCCUUCGCCGACCUCUACCAUGACCUCGACAUGGGCUUUUCUCCCAUUAACUUUAUGCUCUCCUGGGCCCCUCUACCUCAGAACCGCGCUCGGGACCAUGCUCAGCGUACAAUGACCAGCCUGUACAUGGACAUCAUCAAAGAGCGCCGUGCCGCUGGUGGCAAACGCGAAGGCGAGGAAGACAUGCUCUGGAACCUCAUGGAUUGCAGCUACAAGGAUGGCACAAAAGUUCCCGACCACGAGGUUGCGCACAUGAUGAUCGCCCUACUUAUGGCUGGCCAGCACUCCUCAUCCUCCACCUCGUCUUGGAUCCUGCUUCGUCUCGCUACACGGCCCGACCUCCAGGAAGAGCUGCUCGAGGAGCAACGCCGCAUCCUCGGUGACGAUCUCCCACCACUCACCUACGAGAGUGUUCAGAAGCUCACUCUGAAUGCCAAAGUCGUUAAGGAGACCCUUCGUCUGCACGCUCCGAUCCACAGCAUCAUGCGCAAAGUCAAGAAUCCCCUCAACAUUAUCGCUGAAACUCCUACUUCAACAAAGGAAUAUCACAUUCCUGAGACCCACACACUAAUGUCCGCUCCCGGGUUCACCUCACGUCAAGAGACCUACUUCCCCUCGGCCCUCACUUGGGAACCGCACCGCUGGGAUGAAGGCCAUCCGCUCGCAUACACCCAGCUCGGCCUCGAGAAAGAGGAGCUAGAGGACUACGGGUACGGCAUGAUCAGCAAAGGUGCCAGCUCUCCGUAUCUACCUUUCGGAGCAGGUCGGCAUCGGUGCAUCGGCGAACAGUUUGCGUAUGUGCAGCUAGGCACAGUCCUGGCGAUGAUGGCGCGGCUUGUGCGAUUUGAGAACUUGCCAGGCAAGAAUGGCGUGGUUGAUACAGACUACUCGAGCUUGUUCUCAAGACCGAUGGCGCCUGCCACGGUGCGAUUUCGGAAGCUCGAGAAGACUUCGAACGGCAAUGGUCAUGCGAAUGGCCAUGUCAAGGCGUAA